This is a messenger RNA of Galeopterus variegatus (Sunda flying lemur), 2096 nucleotides long. It is a transcript of the gene EFNA3, whose product is annotated as ephrin-A3. The transcript has 5 exons. Gene Ontology annotation, cellular component: plasma membrane. The record is from RefSeq and is a predicted model, not a curated record. Lineage: Eukaryota; Metazoa; Chordata; Mammalia; Dermoptera; Cynocephalidae. Gene Ontology annotation, molecular function: ephrin receptor binding. Bases 65 to 781 code for a protein of 238 amino acids. Gene Ontology annotation, biological process: axon guidance; ephrin receptor signaling pathway.
GGGAAGCCGAGAAGCCGGGAGCGCGGGGCUCAGUCGGGGGGCGGCGGCGGCGGCGGCUCCGGGGAUGGCGGCGGCUCCGCUGCUGCUGCUGCUGCUGCUUGUGCCCGUGCCGCUGCUGCCGCUGCUGGCCCAGGGGCCCGGGGGGGCGCUGGGAAACCGGCAUGCGGUAUACUGGAACAGCUCCAACCAGCACCUGCGGCGAGAGGGCUACACGGUGCAGGUGAACGUGAACGACUAUCUGGAUAUUUACUGCCCGCACUACAAUAGUUCGGGGGUGGGCCCCGGGGCGGGGCCGGGGCCCGGGGGCGGGGCGGAGCAGUACGUGCUGUAUAUGGUGAGCCGGAGCGGCUACCGCACCUGCAACGCCAGCCAGGGCUUCAAGCGCUGGGAAUGCAACCGGCCGCACGCCCCCCACAGCCCCAUCAAGUUCUCGGAGAAGUUCCAGCGCUACAGCGCCUUCUCGCUGGGCUACGAGUUCCACGCCGGCCACGAGUACUACUACAUCUCCACGCCCACCCACAACCUGCACUGGAAGUGUCUGAGAAUGAAGGUGUUCGUCUGCUGCGCCUCAACAUCGCACUCCGGGGAGAAGCCGGUCCCCACUCUCCCCCAGUUCACCAUGGGCCCCAAUGUGAAGAUCAACGUGCUGGAAGACUUUGAGGGAGCGAACCCCCAGGUGCCCAAGCUUGAGAAGAGCAUCAGCGGGACCAGCCCCAAGCGGGAACACCUGCCCCUGGCCGUGGGCAUCGCCUUCUUCCUCAUGACACUCUUGGCCUCCUAGCUCUGCCCCCUCCCUUGUCGGGAGAGUCGGGGCGGGGCCGCGAAGGAGUGGGAAGCUUUUGGCCUCUCUGCAAGGGAAACCUAGCCGGGGCCUAGACCCCUCUUCCCAUGGCUGGAAGUGGGGUCAGCACCAUACAUCUGUGCUUGUCCCCUCUGCUCCCUUCCCCCCGGUAGGGCACUAUAGUGGACCAGGCACAGAGACAGCCUUGGAUCCCAGGUAGCCUUGUGGCUCUGGUAAUGUUUGGUACCAAACUGGGGGCCAUUAAAGGGCAGUGCUCAGGACUCCCUGCCCCUUGGUACCUUUUCUUGACCCCUGGUGUCCUCCUCGUUUGUUCCCCUAGAGAGACAAAUAUGCCCCAGAGAGAGCAAAUCGAAGCAUAGGAGGCACCCCCAUCACUGUCCUCCAGGGGCAGAACAUGGGGAGGGGACUAGAUGGGCGAGGGGUGGCACCGCCCGCCGCCCCCUUCCCCUGUUUACAGCAAUAAGCACGUCCUCCUCCCCCACUCCCACUCCUACUCCCAGGACUGUGGUUUGGAUUGAAUCCAAGUUUACAAGUAGAAAACCCUGGUGGGGCGGGCAGUGGACAAGGAUGGCAAGGGGUGGGCAUUGGGGUGCCAGGCAGGCAUGUACAGACUCUAUAUCUCUAUAUAUAAUGUACAGACAGAGUCCCUCUCCCUCUUUAACCCCCUGACCUUCGACUUCCCCUUCCAGCUUCAGACCCCUUCUCCACCAGGCUAGGCCCCCCCCACCUGGGGGACCCCCUGGCCCCUCUUUUGUCUUCUGUGAAGACAGGACCUAUGCAACGCACAGACACUUUUGGAGACCGUGAGACAAUAACGCCCCCUCCCUUCCAGCCCUGAGCCAGGAACCAACUCCCAGGACCUUGCCCUGCCUACCCUAUGUGGUCCCCACCCAUUCUCCUGGGCCUUUUUCAAGUGCUUUGGCUGUGACUUUCAUACUCUGCUCUUAGUCUAAAAAAAUAAACUGGAGAUAAAAAUAACUGAGUAUGUGUGAUUUCAAGGGGCCAUCACCCUUCUAUUAUUCUGGUUAAACCUCGCAGGUCACAAGGCCUGGGGAGGAGGAGUGGGUUCUAGGACCAAAGAGUCAACUUAACACCUUGUUUUGUGGCUUUUCUCCUUUAAGAAAGGCAGUUGUGUGUGGAGAGAGCAGCAGGGGCUUCCAUGCUGGGCCUGGUUGAUUUUGAGCAAAUCAUUUACUCUCUAUGAGCCUCAGGUAUCCCAUCAGAAAAACUGGGCUGUAAUAUAUCUCUGUCAAGGUUGGUGAGGAUUAAAUAACAUUGGGAGUUAAAGGCUCAA